Anopheles bellator is the source of this 2937-nucleotide messenger RNA. RefSeq names its product putative ferric-chelate reductase 1 homolog. Gene Ontology annotation, molecular function: oxidoreductase activity, acting on metal ions. The transcript is spliced from 9 exons. The record is from RefSeq and is a predicted model, not a curated record. Lineage: Eukaryota; Metazoa; Arthropoda; Insecta; Diptera; Culicidae. Bases 209 to 2119 code for a protein of 636 amino acids.
UGGAGCUCCGGUGACGACGACGUGUGCUCGUCGAAAGUUCAGAAAGAUUCCGGUUUCUUCUAAGUCCAAGCGGUCCGGCGAUUCCGGGUUUCAUUUUCAUUUGCUUCCGUCCUUAGUCUCCGUUGUGCUGUGAAAGUGCGUGAGAAAUUGUGUCGUAGACUCGGCGUGCGAAGUACUGAAAACAAUCAAGCAGGAUAACGGUCCCGCCAUGAUUCCACUGCUCUGCUUGGCGCUUGUGCUGAGCACCCUGCAUCCGUCCACUGCCCUGCCAAAUGGUGCUCCAACGUCCGUGUGUCAUAAUAUGCUGCCGUUUCACGGCGGUGGCAUUCCUCCUCUUACGACGAAAACUCCGUUUCUAAUCACGCCACAAUCGUCGGUAAUCGGCAGCGGACAAUUGCUGAAAAUCGACAUCGAAUCCUUCCCGGCGAACAUUGUGUUCAAGGGGUACAUGAUACAGGCGCGAGCGGCCGAUCCUCCGCAUAAUAUUGUCGGACGCUUCGAAAACUCGGAUGCCGCUGCCAUCAAGCUCAUCGAUUGCGAAGCGGCGCACGAUACGGCCACACAUACAUCGACUAGCCCGAAGCAGGAGCUAACACUAGAGUGGACCGCUCCGGACAAUUUUGUUGGAGAUGUGAUCUUCAACGCAACGAUCGCGCAGGAUUACGACAAAUUUUGGGUCGGUCUCCCCUCGGAGAGAGUGCGCGUGGUGGCCAGUUCCUUAUCGGCAACACCAGGACAGACCACUAGGCAGCCAACCACAACCACCACGGUGCCACCGUAUCGUCCGGCACAAACAUCCGCUCCGAUGGCUAUCGAUUCCGUCUACGAGGGUUGCGGGGAGUCCAAGGUGUGUUUCGGAUUCCCGGAAGGUUGCGUCGAGAGCUACAACUGUCGGGCGGUCACGACGGUCUCUGUUCUUGGCAGCAGCUAUGUUUUUGAAAUGAAGGCAGGAUACAAUAGUCCAGCCUACGUCGCUGUCGGGCUGUCCGAUGACGCCAAGAUGGGAGACGAUUCGGUCAUCGAGUGCGUCCCUGAGCAGGGCGUAGUAAACGCGUACGCUUCUUGGACCGCAACUGGCCCUUACAGCGCCACGCGUACGGGAGUGCCACAAAACAUCUUCCAAGUGUUAGAGAAAUCCUACAAUGAUGGAACGAUCUACUGUAAACUGGAACGUGAUGCCGUCAGCACAGUCAAGGGUCGCCAGUUCGAUCUCGUGAACGAAAAGUUCCAUCUUAUGCUAGCUGCAGGAGCGUCGGUAGAAUCCACCAACGUGAACUAUCACAGUAUCGGACGACACGUUUCCGGAAGUCCUCUGUCGCUGGCAGAGGUGGGCCGGGUACAGGGAUCCUCGAAACUAUUGCUGCGCCUUCACGGAGCUUUCAUGAUUACAGCCUGGAUCGGCACGGCUUCGCUCGGCAUACUGAUCGCUCGCUAUUUCCGCCAGACCUGGGUUGGCAGCCAAUUGUGCGGAAAAGACCAGUGGUUCGCCUGGCAUCGAUUCUUGAUGGUGCUGACCUUUAUCCUCACAGUGGCCGGAAUCGUAGUAAUCUUCGUCGAAAUUGGCGGCUGGUCGCAAGUGCGCAAUCCCCAUGCCAUACUGGGUAUUGUGACGAGCGUCCUUUGCUUCCUCCAGCCAAUUGGAGCGUUCUUCCGACCACAUCCGGGCUCGAGCAAACGACCAAUCUUCAACUGGGUACACUGGCUGGGCGGUAACUUGGCGCAUGUGAUCGCGAUCGUAGCCAUUUUCUUCGCCGUCCAGUUGCAGAAGGCUGAACUACCGGAGUGGAUGGAUUUCAUUCUCGUUGCCUUCGUGGCGUUCCACGUGUUUAUGCAUUUACUUUUGUCCAUUUUUUCGUGGAUUCAGAUUGGUGGCUGCUUUAGCGAGCGAAGAAGCGGACAGCGCGUGACUUCCUUCCCAAUGGCUGACAUGACCCCGUCACGCAAUUCCAUGAGUUCUAGCGAACGGAAGCAGGAUGCUGCGUUUUCUGGAUUCCGGAAAUCGAUGUUGUUCCUUUACAUUCUGAUCGUGUUGGGACUGGUCAUCGCGUUGGUGGUGAUCGUCGUUCUGGCACCGAUUGAAGCGGCGUACAACAACAUCAAAGAGCAGAUCAUGAAUUAGCGUAUCCUGUGCUUCCAGCAUCAAAGCACCAGUUUUCGUAACACUCUAAGCUGCGAAUGGACGUCUUUUACCCAACCCUUGUAUAUUAUCUGUAACGAGUGCAUCAAACAAAUCCCAGACCGGGUGGGAUUUGCUAGAUCAAACAGAUUCCGCGAUUGAGAAUCAAUCGAAAAACAGGAAGUUAGUUGAACAUUUAUUGUAUAACCUCUUACACUGCUAAAAAUGUGUGAAAGCUAAAGAGUUUUGCCGCCUAGUUCCUCGUUCUAGUUCGGUUCCACGUUCAACGUCGAUUUCUAACGAGAUGCAUAGCAGAUGCAGGUACCACGUUCUGAAAGCUGUUGAAGGCGCUAGCUCCCGUGUCACACAUUCCCGUGUUGUACAGUAACUGUCAUAUUUAUAGAAACCAACCAGCAGAGGUGUUGAAAUGCUAAUUAAUAUCCCCAUGAUUCGAUCACGUGCAUUGUCGUGCAUUUGUUCCAUGAGUAUUACAUUGCUUUUCCGGGUUCGAAUCGGAAAACAUGCGACACGGUGCAUUUUCUUCAACGUUCUUCUUACUCUUAUCAUUUUUCUCUGCAGUAUUGUAUUUAAUCCUUUUGUUUUCCGUUUGAAAGUAUUUUCAUGUGUUUGACACUAAGAAUUGCAUAACGGCCUUGGCUUGAAAGUGAAAAGUGAAAGUGAAAAGCAGAAGAGCAUAUCAAACAAGAAACCAUCCACACGCUGUAUUAUGCUAGAUAUUGCUGCCCAAUUCAUUGGAAUGUUUUUUUAAGUUCUCGUGUAAGUCCAAGAAUAAUAAAUGUUGCCAUUGAUGAAUAUAUGAA